This is a messenger RNA of Cuscuta campestris, 2163 nucleotides long. The record is from the annotation of a GenBank genome assembly. Lineage: Eukaryota; Viridiplantae; Streptophyta; Magnoliopsida; Solanales; Convolvulaceae.
AAUUAUAUAUUAAUAAUCUAUAUGUUAAGACAAAUCAAACAAGAUCACACAUGACUAUAUUUAGGCUUACACAUUGAGAGAAUUUGAUGAGUCAAAGUGCUUAGAUGAACAGUUCCAAAAGUCAAAACUGGACGAAUACUCCGGGACGGAGGCGGCCAGACCCCAAAACGCCUCGAUAUAUAUAACCUCUUUUCAGCCGUCAAAAAAGGCCGAUAAAGUAACAGAGAUCGAGAGCAAAACGAAGAAGAAUGCAACUCCCCACAGAAAUGGCCAUCACCGCCGUUUCCGAUGCACUGGCAAAACUCAAAUUAAACGACGCCGUUGACCCAUUCCACGACCUCGUCAUCGAACUAUCCUGGAUGAAGUGCUUCCUCCUCGUCCACGACGACGCCGGCCACCCGCCGCCGCCGCUGCAGGGGCCGAUGAAGAAGAUCGCCGACGUCUGGUCGCCCAUCAUCGAGCGCCUGGCCCUUCGCGCUCUAUAUCACCCCUCCUAUUGCGUGGCCGACGAUGACGACGGCCUCAGUUUAAAGCUUUCCCAACUCAGAGAAAGAAUCCAACCGUUCCUCUCCGUCUCUCAUGCAGGUACGUUUUUUGAACGUCCACGUACACCGCCAACUGAAGUUAAAGUGGAGGCAAAGCCGAAGAAGCCUAUUAAAGUGGCGGCCUGGGGCGGCCCAGGGGGAGAGAAAUGGAGGUUCCAUUUUGACGGAAUCUUGAAGCAGAUAACCGUCGUCAACGGUGAAAUAAUUGAUUCCCUUGCUUUUACUACCCUUCAACCGGAUGGUUCGUUGACGAUGUUAAAAGUCGGAGGGAAUGGCGGGUUCGAAACCCACGAGGUUAAAAUGGAUGGAGCCGUGGAAAAGUUGAGGGGAAUAAAGGGGACGUACGGAUUUUUCGGGUCGGAUGUUGUCAUAAUAAGAUCCAUUUCGUUUAGGACAAAUUUGAAGACUUACGGACCGGUUUUAAGCAUGUCUCCUCCCGUGGCCAUGGACAACGGAGAAAGGAGGGGCAUCGAUCGGAAAUUGCAACCUGGCCUUAAGCUUAGCCUCGCCCUAUCUGCCCGAAGCUUCUUCGGCAUCUCUCUAUCCAAGUAUUUAACCAAUCUCUCUGUUUUAACAUUCAGAUCUGAAUAAUCAGAAAAAACGGAAUAAGCAAGUUCCAGACUUUCGCUUCAGUUCUCCUAUUGUUCUUGCUGCAAGAAGAAUCAGCUGCAUAGGGCUAAUUUUCAACGCCAGGCUAGAUAAAUUACUGACCAUGCAUGCAACGCACGGGUACAUAUCUAGGUGAAGUAUUUAUAUCUUUUCUCUUCCAUGAUUGACGGUUUCACUUGGGCAUGGGAAAGGGCGCAUCCAGUAAUCAAAGUCGGCUACUUUAAUGGGAAGUUCAUCUAUUCAUCGAGAGUUGAAAACUCUAAAUAGCAUCGAGAGUUGUUCAAUCCACGCAGCCAUUUCUCACGCAGGGUUUUGAUUCCCUCUUCUCCUCCAUUAGGUUUUUGGGCACAGAGGAUUACGGUGGAUGAGGGUGCUGAAAAUCGAAGAUGGGAAGAAGCACGAUCGUUCUGUCUCCAAUUGUUUCAAGCCAACUUUAUUUUUUUGAUCGAAUUUACUCCUGCAUAUACUCACGGAGGCACACAAAAUGAUUGACAAAAUGCCCCAAUGAAGGCACAUCAAAUGUUUUGCAUUAUGUUGCAAUGGACCCCUCAAGUUUUUCUGCCAUAUCCAUUUGAACAAGAGUAGUGCAAGAUUGAAGGGACAAGAGUGGUGCAAGAUUCUUCAGCAGUAGUCAAAAUGUGUACCAAUGAAAAGUUUGAUGGAAAGCCCGUGAAGAUAGAGAUUCUUAGUAAAAAAAGCUGCGAUGAAAAGCUCCAGUAGGGUCCUUUGUAGGUUAGAAGGAAGGAGAUGUGGAUGUAUGAGUCGAGUUGGUGAAAAGAUGGGUUCAGUUAAAAUUCUUCUAGACAAGUAACAUUGUGAUACCUCUCAAGUAUCAUGUAGAAGUAAAUCUCCUUUUUUUUAUAGUGUAUGCCUCUCAGAAUUGACUUGCUGCAUUGGAGCGUUAAUAUUAGUCAAUUAUAUUAUGUAAUGAUUGUGCAUAAGCUUUGAGGCAAGCUUUAAGCCUUUAGGCAUUAGGCUUUUCUGUGUUUAAUAAUACUACAACAAUGUU